Suillus subalutaceus is the source of this 1545-nucleotide messenger RNA. RefSeq lists its product as uncharacterized. Bases 1 to 1545 code for a protein of 514 amino acids. NCBI's taxonomy places the organism in Eukaryota, Fungi, Basidiomycota, Agaricomycetes, Boletales, Suillaceae. The record is from RefSeq and is a predicted model, not a curated record. The transcript has 15 exons.
AUGAAUCUUAUACAUUUAUCUACAUCAUCGCAACAUCCCAUUCACACCUCAACGCAGGAUAUCGCUGUCUUCCAAACCACCCAGCUACUUGGUGAUCCAUUAAAGACUUCACUAAUUGUGGCUGGUGCUCAGCCAGGUAUAUCUUACACGGUCCCGCAUAUACUUUUAGCAUCUGAGUUAUUCUUAAGCAAUCGGCAGGCCUGGCAAUCUGUCUUCAAGAUUCUAAUUAGGCAGUCUUCUCAAAAUGAUCCGGCACUAUACGUAGCCACCACCUCCAAUCCACCAUUGAAGACCAGUGUGGCCAAGUCCCCUGACCCUCCAAAACGCCACCGCACCCGCCAUCACGCUAGCCCCAAGAGUGUUGUCGAUGAUCCAGAAGAGUCUUUUGCAACUUGUCAUCGUCCUCCACCCAAGCCUCGUCCGCUUGCAUGGUCCAAAUGUUCUGGCCCCAUGACUUCAUCUGCUGAGGAGGAGAUUUUCGAGGCCACUCCUGCAUUGGUUGCUGAAGCAAACACCACCGCUGCGAGUGAGGAUCCCAAUACUACCACCCAAAGUCAGUCAAACAACCCCAAUGGUGGGACUUCAGCUACCUCUACCGAGUCACACAAUGCAGGGCAUGGCAGCAAUGAUCAUUGCAAGGAUACUUCAACUAUCUGUGCUGAGUCACACAGCACAGAGCAUGGCGGAAAUGAUGAUGGCCAAAAAACUUCCACUACUUCUGCCAAUGGCUGCCCAUGUAGGUCAGGUGGCAUCAAGUCAUAUGCACCUGAUCGGAGCAACAGUGGAGAGAGCUCCCCAUCUGACAGUGACUGGGCUGCCGGUCAAGAGCAGCUGAAGAAAGCAUGGCAAGCUGCUGCCAAUGCCGGUGUGAAUGAUGGUGACAAUGAUGAGGGCUCCCCUGCAACUGACCCUCCAUCUCCACCACGGUUGACUUCCACGCAAAAGCAAAAGUCCAAGGUGAUGGCGGAGGUCAAUGAACAUAACGGCAGCAAAGACGAUGACGAUGAGGAUUUUGUGAAGACCAAAGGAAGAUUACCUCAAGCAGGUAUCUUGAAGGCACAGGAGCUUGGGAAGAAUACAUUGGAAGCCGCCAGAGCACUCGGCAAAGAAUAUGGGAAGAGUGUGAGGACAAUCCUAAUCGAGGCUGGGUUGACGAUGAAGGCCACCCACCAGGAGUCUCCAUGGAACCAACAUCAGACGUGUGGAUUUAAAGGCUUGGAAGGUCUUAUGAUGGCUGUUUGUGAUGCCUUCACAAAAUCGACUAACUACGAUCAAGGCUGCGUACUGGCACCGCACCCCAUGGCAUUCACAUUGCCGGUUGUCGCAAUAUUCCCUGGUGACGAAGAGGCAGGCUGCCAGGCAUCAGGACUGUUCGCUGGCUCUGACAUGGUCAAAGCCCUCAUCAACUCACAUCAACUGGAUAUUAAGCAUUGGUUAGAUGAGCUCACCACAAUCCUUAAUAUCAUGCAUGUAACACGACACUUGCGCGAUAAACGCGAUGUUCGCGUGACGCGCGCGACUUUAGGCGACACUUCCGCGACAUAG